Physcomitrium patens is the source of this 5624-nucleotide messenger RNA. RefSeq names its product pleiotropic drug resistance protein 1. NCBI's taxonomy places the organism in Eukaryota, Viridiplantae, Streptophyta, Bryopsida, Funariales, Funariaceae. Gene Ontology annotation, molecular function: ATP hydrolysis activity; ABC-type transporter activity; ATP binding. Gene Ontology annotation, cellular component: membrane. The record is from RefSeq and is a predicted model, not a curated record.
UGAGUUAUGGCGCUGGCAUAGAACCCUUUUGCUCGCUCGACACCUCGAUCUCCUCGGCGUUGCAACUAUUAUCUCCCCCUCCAAAAAAUCCCUGACUUCAGAAUGAGCUGGAAUUGUGAUAGUGCAGGUGACAUGGGGAUGGAUGUUCAAGAAGUUGGAUGUGCUAAGUUGAAUGGAUCGGUGGUUCGGCGUCUUGGACGGCGACCUGUCGCUACCCAAGAUUUUAGUAUGGCACACACUGUAGGUUGCUGCUCUCUGUUUCGUGGAUAGCUUCGCAGGAACGGAAAGUUGAGAGAAUGUUUUGACACACCAAUCGCCCGGCGUUGGAAUCUCGACACCGUAAGACAUUUAAACUAGAUUGCGACGAUUGAGUUGCACCAGGCGAUGACGUUCGGGUCGCUGGGCUCGCACUGUCUAUCCACACGUCUGACUUUUUUCCCGCGAAGGGGUUAGGUGUGAAAAUCUUUUUUGAUAGCUACGAGCACUUAGACGAGUCUUUUAGACGACGUCUUUUCCUCAGUGCGUGUAGACGUCAAUCAUCCGGAAUGUAUUAAGAAUCUCGUGUUCUCGGGCGUGAAUGUUCUUAAUUGCAGGAGUUGUGUCUUUAUUCCGGUAUCACAUUACUACUUCAGCUUUGGCGAACUGUAAACUUCUCAGCUUGCAGGUUCGGACUAGUUCGUCAUUGACCAGAUGUAUCUUUUAACUUAGCGCUGCAGCAUUGGGUGAAUGGUCUUUCUUACUCUUCUUGUGCGGUUGCAUAAAAUCGAAUAAACUCCCAUUUGAUAUAACUUUGGUUUCGUAUUCAAGAAGAUGUGAAGAGGAGCUGCGAUUCGAUAGUUUUAGUCACGUGCAGAAUGGCAAUUGCUGCUACGUUUUGUUCGCUGGCAUUUCCGCCGUGAUUCUCCAAUUCUAUUUCAAUUUGGGGGCUGAGCUGCAUAGCAGAUGUUGACGCACACGCUUGGAGUCAUUCAAAUGGACAUUGUGCAAAUAACAAGCCCUUCCGCGAAACUGAACUUAGCUAAGUUAGGAAUUUGGUUGUGAAGCUGGAAUAGUUGCAGAGAAGGCUCGCCUAGCCUGUUAAAGUUGCCACGGUCAUGAAAGUCGCAGACGAAGCUAUGGAGAAAGAUGACAAAAUGGAGAAGGAUCCGGAGCUGGGCGACGAGGGGCUCUGGAACAUUGACCUGUCGAAGAACAUGAGCACUCAUGGUUCAAGACGAACCUCGCAAUCGAGGUCACGGAGAGUGUCACGCGAUCUGCUGAGCAACAGCCUUGGUCCCUCGGGUGGAGUUUCUUAUGGCCUAUUUGGUGGCACUGGUGGCAACCCGCUGGAUUUAUCGCUUCGGCAAUCCAACAGGGACGAAGAUGAAGACGCACUGCGAUGGGCUGCCCUGGAGAAGCUCCCGACGUACCGACGCAUCCGCACUUCCAUACUCCAGAAGCACACAGGAAGCAUACGUGAGGUAGAUGUGAAGUAUCUGUCAAUGGCGGAUUUCCACCACCUUCUGCAAACGUUGCAUCGCCCAACAGAUAACGAAGAGGAGCAGCUCCUGUCAAAGAUGCGGAAGCGCUUAGACAGAGUUGGUCUGGAGCUCCCCACGAUCGAGGUUCGUUACGAGAAUUUGACAAUCAAGGCGCAGUGCCACGUCGGAAGCAGAGGCCUGCCCACUCUUUGGAACACUUUUCUCAACGUUAUGGAGAGUGUUGCUGAGUUCGUGCACUUAUCUACUUCGAAGAAGCAAGUGCUUACCAUUUUGGACAAUGUGAACGGUGUUAUAAAACCUGGCAGGACGACGCUGCUUCUAGGGCCUCCUGGAUCGGGGAAGACUACGCUCUUGCUGGCAUUGGCUGGGGCACUAGACAGUAGCCUCAAGGUGCAAGGGAAGGUCACGUUCAAUGGGCACACUCACAAGGAGUUUGUGGCACCGAAGACGGCUGCGUACGUAAGCCAACAUGACUUGCAUAUCGGCGAAUUGACAGUCCGGGAGACACUUCAAUUUUCUUCUCACGUCCAGGGCGUUGGGUCGCAAUAUGAAAUACUCGAGGAGGUGACAAAGAGGGAGAAAGAGAGUGGGAUUCGACCUGAUCGCGAUGUUGAUACCUACAUGAAGGCCACGGCAAUGCCAGGACCCAAAGACAACCUUGGAGUGGAGUAUAUCCUGAGGAGCCUCGGGCUCGACGUCUGUGCCGACACAGUGGUCGGAGAUGAAAUGCGACGUGGUAUUUCCGGUGGUCAGAAGAAGCGGGUUACAACAGGAGAGAUGAUUGUGGGUCCGUUGAAGGCGUUGUUCAUGGACGAAAUCUCUACAGGGUUGGACAGUUCGACGACGUACUCAAUUGUUAAGACUUUGUGCAGGUUCACGCAUGAGAUGUCUGCCACUACCUUAAUCUCUUUGCUGCAGCCGGCGCCUGAGACGUUCAAUCUCUUCGAUGAUGUGCUCUUGCUUUCAGAGGGGCAGGUCAUCUACCACGGUCCCAUCAAGAAUGUGAUCGAGUUCUUUGAGGGUUGCGGGUUCAAGUGCCCGGAGAGAAAGGGCAUUGCAGAUUUUCUGCAGGAGGUCACAUCACGCAAGGAUCAGGAACAAUACUGGGCAGACAAUUACAAACCUUACCGUUACGUACCCGUCAGUUUUUUUGCAGAGGAGUUUCAGAGGUUUCAUGUUGGGGUGAAACUAAAGGAUGAACUGGCCAUUCCGUUUCCGAAAGAGAAAUCUCAUCCUGCUGCCCUUGCGAAGCAAAAGUACGCAAUCUCGAACAAAGAGCUCUUCUUAGCUACCUUCAGUAGGGAGCUGACUCUCAACAAGCGCAACAGCAUCGUGUACAUUAUCAAAGCCAUCCAGAUUACGCUUGGCGCCUUCAUUUCCAUGACCACCUUCUUCCGCACACGGCUUGCAACAAACACAGUUGCUGAUGGGGCUCUUUAUUUCAACGCUCUUUUCUACGCAGUGAUCACCUUCAUGUUCACCGGGUUCGGGGAGCUUGCAUCCACAAUUGGUCGGCUUCCCGUGCUCAUCAAACAACGAAACAUGCUCUUCACCCCAGCAUGGGCAUACUCUCUCUCUGUCGCAGUGCUCAGCAUUCCCGUGUCAAUCUUGGAGGUUGGCAUUUUCACUUGCAUGUCCUACUUCGUGACGGGGUUCGCACCCCAGCCAGGCGCGUUCUUCAAAUACUUCUUGAUGUUGUUCUUGAUCCAGCAGCAAGCAGGCGGCAUGUUUCGAUUCAUUGGAGCCGUGUGCCGCACAAUGACAUUGGGCUUUACCCUCGGGUGGAUCAUCCUCCUGCUCCUGUUUAUGCUCGGAGGAUUCAUCAUUCCUCGUCCAGACAUGCCAGUAUGGUGGCGGUGGGGAUACUGGAUUUCUAACAUGAGCUACGCUGUACAGGGGAUUAGCUCCAACGAAUUCACAUCUUCUCGCUGGGACUCGCAAUACACUGGACCUGGUGGAGUCAACACCGUCGGCGCUAGAAUUUUGCAGAGUCGCGGUCAAUUUACACAAUCGUACUGGUAUUGGAUUAGCAUUGGCGCUCUCUUAGGGUUCUAUGUGGUGUUCAACAUUGGGUUUACCCUGGGGCUUCAGUACAUGCCUGGUGUGGGCAAGCCUCAAGCUAUCAUGUCCGAGGAAGAGCUAGAAGAGAAGGAAACUAAUCGUACUGGUGUAAGUCUACCGAAGUCGAAAUCUCAGUCACGAAAAGUGGCAUCUUUGUCGUCCAGAAGCUAUGGGUCACAAACAAGUGGCCGCCCAUCUGAAUCCGAUGUCGGAGAUGUAGCCGUAGAAGUGAAGCGCGGAAUGAUCCUGCCAUUUCAACCACUAUCGAUCUCCUUCGACGACGUUAGCUACUUCGUUGACAUGCCUGCGGAAAUGAAAACACCCGAAAUGACAGAGACCAGGCUUCAGUUGCUCAAUAAGAUUACAGGGGCGUUCCGACCAGGUGUCCUUACGGCCUUGGUAGGAGUUAGUGGAGCUGGGAAGUCCACUCUCAUGGACGUGCUAGCUGGGCGCAAGACAGGUGGCUACAUUGAGGGUGACAUUCGCAUCUCUGGGCACCCAAAGGUCCAAGAGACCUUCGCUCGCAUCUCAGGCUACUGUGAGCAGAACGACAUCCACUCCCCACAAGUGACGAUUCGGGAAUCUCUAAUCUACUCAGCUUGGCUUCGUUUAUCAGCCGAAGUCGACGACGAAAGCAAAAUGGUCUUUGUGGAGGAAGUGUUGGAGCUGGUGGAAUUGAAGCCGCUGGAGAAUGCCAUUGUAGGUCUGCCGGGAAUCACAGGUUUGUCAACGGAGCAAAGGAAGAGGCUGACAAUUGCAGUGGAGUUGGUUGCCAAUCCGUCCAUUAUUUUCAUGGACGAGCCCACGAGUGGGUUGGAUGCUCGAGCAGCUGCCAUUGUGAUGCGAUGCGUUCGGAACACGGUGAAUACAGGAAGAACGGUUGUGUGCACCAUUCACCAACCGAGCAUUGAUAUCUUCGAGGCCUUUGACGAGCUUCUGCUGUUAAAGCGGGGUGGUCAGGUCAUCUACGCAGGCGAACUAGGCCAGCAGUCCAAGCAUUUAGUUGAGUACUUUGAGGCCGUACCUGGAAUUUCCAAAAUCGCCGAGGGCUACAACCCUGCAACUUGGAUGCUGGAGGUGACCAACUCGGACAUGGAGCUUCAGUUGAACAUGGACUUUGCGGAAUAUUAUAGAAAUUCUUAUCUCUACAAGCGCAACAAAGACCUCGUGAAAGAGUUGAGCGUAGGAGCUCCUGGAUCGAAGCCAUUGGCAUUUGAAACCCAGUAUCCUCAGACCUCCUUUGAGCAGCUCAAGUGCAUCCUUUGGAAGCAGAACUUAACGUAUUGGCGCAGCCCCGAUUACAAUCUCGUCCGUUUCGCCUUUACUUUCUUCACGGCUCUUAUCUGUGGAAGUAUAUUCUGGCAAGUUGGGCAGAAAACAGGAAGGUCGACAGACUUGGUGAUCACUUUGGGCGCUUUGUAUGGUGCAACUUUGUUCAUCUGCUUUAACAACGCAAGCACGGUUCAAACAAUGGUAAGCAUCGAGCGAACGGUGCAUUACAGAGAAAAGGCAGCUGGAAUGUACUCAUCCAUUCCUUAUGCACUCUCGCAAGUGUUGAUGGAAGUGCCCUACGUCCUAGUGCAAGCCACCAUAUACUGUCUCAUCACAUACUCCAUGUUGGGCUUCGAAUGGACCGCCUCCAAAUUCUUCUGGUACUACUACAUCACCAUCAUCAGUUUGCUGAUGUUCACGUACUACGGCAUGAUGAUGGUGGCCAUCACUCCCAAUGUCAUCUUGGCUUCCAUCGUCAGUGCUUUCUUCUCCACGCUGUUCAAUCUCUACGCCGGAUUCUUGAUCCCACGACCGGCUAUUCCUGGGUGGUGGAUCUGGUACUACUGGGCUUGCCCAUUGGCCUGGACUGUGUAUGGCUUGAUCGCUUCACAAUUUGGAGACAUCACCAGGGCAUUAGUUAUAGUUGGCGACGAGUCGAGAAACAUCAACGUGAAAGACUACCUCGUGGAAACGUUUGGAUUCGAUCACGACUUCUUGCCUGUUGUCGGUCCCAUGAUCUUCAUUUGGAUGCUUCUGUUCGGAGCGAUCUACAUCUGUGCAAUCAAGUUCCUCAAUUUCCAGCGCCGGUGA